UUCGACGUCUCGUAACCCCUCCCGUCCCCCGCGCCCCAAUGUCUGACAAGAAGGACGACGAGGCCGGCACUUCGCCGCCGGCGCCGCCGAGGGUUGCGGCGGCGGCGGCGGCUCCUAAGCCAUCCACCUACGCGCCCAUGGGCGCGCUGCGGGGCGAGGAGUGCGCUGACCUCCUGGCGCUGGUCGCCGCCGUCUCUCGCCCGCUCGAGGACGCCGUCGCGGAUUUCCUCGCGCGCGUGGCCCCCGAGCGCCGCCUCCGGUUCGGCAACGCCGUCCGCUUCGUCCUCGAGGACAAGAUGAUGCUUCAACCUGCUGAGCGUUUAGUUGCAUUUGCAAUUCUACAUCAAGGUUAUUCCUCACAGUUGGCAAAUCCAUUUCUUCCUCUUUUAAUAAAUGCUGCAUGUGAUGAAACUUCUGAGAAAGCAGAACAGGCAUUUCUCCACGUUUUGUUAAGUUCGACUAAUGGGGACAAUAGUGAGAUUCUGAAGCAGUCUGCUCUCGAUUACUUGAAUGGAUCUGAUUAUGCAUCUCAGGUCUUUUUGCAAAGAGAACAGCUCGAGAAACAAUAUUCCUAUGAUGCUGCACGACCUCUGCCCUUCUCUAGUAAUUUCAGAGAUGCCACUGUCAGAAGUGCUAUUCCUGACCCAGAUGUUUUUCAAAGCUUCGGUAAUUCAUUGGAGGUGUCCUCAAUAAUACCAAAUAGAGAUGACAUGGUUGCUACAUUACUUCAACAAACAUCACUUAAAGGAUUGCCUCCUCAAUGGAUACGACCCUCUCCACCAAGACUUGAAAUUUUUGAAGGGGAGUUACAGUGGCUGAACAUAGACAACAACCAUGAGCUACUAUGGGAUGGUACCAUGUGUGCAGACACUAGCCGAGGUGCUGUGAUUCGAGAUCUGGUCGACCAAGCUUGUAAAGGUCCACUUGCAGUGGCCCAGCAAGAGAAAAUUAUUGAAGAUCUGGCGAAGGACUGGAAGCUAGUCUAUCAUUGUGGAAUGACACCACAGAAGCUCCCUGACCUUGUUGAACAUAAUCCACUUAUAGCUGUUGAGGUUCUUUCAAAGCUAAUCAACUCUCCAGAUAUGGAUGCAUACUUCGAUGUUAUUGUCCGUAUGGAUAUGAGCUUGCAUUCAAUGGAAGUAGUAAACAGGCUCACUACUGCAGUAGUUUUACCACCAGGAUUUGUUCAUGACUAUAUCUCAAACUGUAUUCGAUCAUGUGAAGACAUUAAGGACAAGUAUAUGCAAAAUAGACUAGUGAGACUAGUAUGUGUUUUUCUACAGAGCCUCAUUCGGAACAAGAUAAUAGAUGAUGCUUGGGUUUGUGCAGUACAAGAUCUCUUCGUCGAGGUGCAAGCAUUUUGCAUCGCCUUCUCGCGAAUAAGGGAGGCAGUGGGGUUGUUCAGGCUCCUCAAAUCUCUCAAAUGAAGAGCGCCGCGCCAUCUGCUGGCUGUUGGAUCCUGUAAACAGAAGUUUCCAUUGUGUACAUCCAUGGCUCUCUGCUUUCGUUGCCAAACUGGUUAUCCUGGCAUAGGUCUGGUCUGGACUCUGUAGGGCAUGGCUUUUGUUGGUGUAUUAGUUAUCAUCAAGCUGUGUUCCCUUCAUCAUCUCAGAAAGACAUUGAGUAAAAACAAAUCCAUAGCUCUUUGACAGGUUGGGUUGGAGGUAGAAUUACUUCUAAUGGGAGUGUCGCGGCAAUCUGUAAUGUGCAAUGCGAUUCCCCGUGGGGCUUGGCGUUCUUGUGCAUCAGGCAACAAAGGCAAGCCCCUUAGGUCACAGUUGGCUCGAGAUGAGGCAAUGGUGCGACGAACUCCGAAACAACUGGGGUAGAGUAGCCUACUGGUAUACUUUCUCUAUGACAUUGUACAUCUUUUGAGCCUCAGAAACGGGUGCUUUUGCUUGAUUGCACCCUUCUAAUGAAGUUUGCCAUACCUCUAUUUCGAA
Molecule: messenger RNA, 1943 nt
Organism: Sorghum bicolor (sorghum)
Lineage: Eukaryota; Viridiplantae; Streptophyta; Magnoliopsida; Poales; Poaceae
Product: CCR4-NOT transcription complex subunit 11
Exons: 12
Coding region: 39-1427 (462 amino acids)
Biological process (GO): negative regulation of translation; mRNA catabolic process
Cellular component (GO): CCR4-NOT complex
Source: RefSeq, a predicted model, not a curated record